Molecule: messenger RNA, 315 nt
Organism: Corylus avellana
Lineage: Eukaryota; Viridiplantae; Streptophyta; Magnoliopsida; Fagales; Betulaceae
Gene: CLE27
Product: CLAVATA3/ESR-RELATED 27
Source: RefSeq, a predicted model, not a curated record
AUGUCUUUUGCUGGCAGCAGGAGACUCAUGAUGUCCUCUACUACGGCGGUGCUGCUGAUCAUCUCGGUGUUACAGAUUUGGCUCUGUUGUGAGUACCCAUGCCAAGCCGGGGCAAUUCGGAUACUGCCCGGAAAUGGGAUGGCGGCGAAGCUCAUAAGGGAAAGCAGCAAGCUGGGAAGUAUGGAUAAGAAAAGCAAGGAGGAGCUGUUCCGUAAGUAUUUCAAUGCAACUUCUUUUGCUCUCAACAAAACCCACACUGGAUUUGAGGAGAGCAAACGAAGAGUACCCAGUUGCCCAGAUCCUCUCCACAACUAG